AUGAGAGCUGUAAAAACGGCGGCCGGAAGGAGGUGAGCGAGCACAGAACGGACCGCGUCCGUCUUCCGAACUUAUUCGGAUCCACCCACACCCGUCGAGAUCAUCCGCGGGAUUGCGAGUGUCCUUUUGAUCUCGGAAAGAGGCGGACCCUUCCUGGUGCACCAGGAAAUAAAUUGGAAUCUGCGUAGUUUUGUGUCCGAUCAGGAAGAAAAGAUUGCACGAAAACAGGCACAGGGAACAAAACACACGGGUCACAAAGUGCCGGGGUAGUUUGGAAACAUGCCGUCGUUCUCCAUCAAAUGUCACUAUCCCCUUGUCUUCUCUCGGCUCGGCUCCAAAAUCAGACCUAUUCUUCCUUCGUUGCUCCGGUUACUGUACACAUGCUACCAUCAUUCAAGGCAAUAUUUUUGUGUUAUGGAAUCUUAGACGUUGAAAAGUAAAGGCAUAAAAAGACCGUUGUUUUUCAGCAUGAUCACAUUCGUUUGUGCCACAGUGUUCUGCUCGCUGAUGGCCAAAAUAAUGGUGACGCGGUUCUUCUUCGACUAUCCGGUCGUGAUUCUGAUGAUGCAAGCGGCCGCUACUCUGUUUGUCAUUGAAGUUUCCAGGUCUGUCCGUCACACGAUCUUCACUCUAUUCUCUUCGAUUUCAGAGUGCUCGGCAUCCUCAAAGUGGCUCCGUACUGUUUCGAAAAAGGCCGUCACAUCGUCGUUCCUUCCAUCCUCUACACAAUUUCCCAGUGGAUCACCGUUGCUUCGUUCGAGGGAAUCGCAAUGCCGAACUUCGAUUCCGUGAAGAGACUCACUCCGAUUUUCAUUCUUAUUGGAUUGGCUGCUCGGAGCAGACAACAGAAAGUGGACCAGAAUAAGACACUGAUCGUAAUUGGUCUGGCGGUUGCUUCUGCUGUUUCAGGUGCACCCAACCCACCGAGACUUCCGUGAACUCUUCAGUUUUCAGUCAACCUCGACUUUUCACUCGACCGUUACUCGUUCAUUUACGGAUUCGCGGCUGCUGCUCUUCAAGCCGGAGCCUUCAUUCUCUUUGAAGAACACCUGCAAACUUAUAACGUGAGUACGACUCUUCUGCUAAGAACAAUUCGUGGUUGCAGUACACAGAAGUGCUCUACAUGCACUCGUUCAACUCACUCGUCUUCUAUCUCUUGGCUGACAUGGCUCGCGUGAGUGCCCUCUUCCAUUUGCUUCAUUUCUUUCUUAUCCAAUCUUUCAGGAUGAACUUCGUGACGCCUUCAUGUACAUGAUCACUUCUGCCCAUCCCCUAUUCAUAAUUGUGUUCAGUAAGUCCUUCCAUAUGCUUAUCUUCUUUAUUCCAUUUUCUUCCAGUCAUUUCCAUGAUCGCCGGCGUAAUCUUCCACUUCACCGCCUUCUCGUGCCUCGAAAAGAACGGGGCCCUGAACAUGCAGAUCGUGUCGAAUGUGCGUGCCGUCACUGAGACCUUCCUCGCCUAUUAUCUCUCCAUUUAUCUGUUCUACGACGUAUAUCCAGGAGUUCUCAACUGGUAACGAUUCCGUUUAGAACGAAUGAGAACAAUUUCUUUUCCUCCAGGAUCUUCCUACUCGUCACUUUCGUCGCCGCGAGGGCCCUUUGCAUUCGGGACAACGAGCCAGAAAUUGUGAAAGGACCGUGGAUGACAAAAGCAUAA
Molecule: messenger RNA, 1656 nt
Organism: Caenorhabditis sp. 36 PRJEB53466
Lineage: Eukaryota; Metazoa; Nematoda; Chromadorea; Rhabditida; Rhabditidae
Source: the annotation of a GenBank genome assembly